AUGUAUUUAUCAAUGCAAGCACCUGUUGUAGAGGGAUCACAGUUUAUGCCUUUUACUUUUCCCAGAUCAUCAACUACAACAUUGCAAAACCAAGGGGAUAAAAUAAAGGCUAAUUGUGAUUUUUUAGAAGAACUCAAAUGUCUCUUUCUUCAUCUCAAUUCCACUAAAGGUGUUGAAUGUCUUCAUAUAGCAAAUAGACAUUUCGGUGACUUUAGAAACAGCUUAGUCAAUAAUGUUAUGGAUUUUAUUAGUGAUUUUAAGGAGACAAAGUCUACAACAGGCCCUUUACAAAAAGAAGAAAUUUUAGCUUUUGUAAACGAAUCUACAACCUCUCACAUGCUGAAUCGGUGGUUAAAUCCCACUAAUAUCAAUGAACUAAAGAUACAAAAUUCUAUGCAUCAUUUAUGUGGAUUUAUCUAG
Messenger RNA from Dentiscutata erythropus, 420 nucleotides. The record is from the annotation of a GenBank genome assembly. NCBI's taxonomy places the organism in Eukaryota, Fungi, Glomeromycota, Glomeromycetes, Diversisporales, Gigasporaceae.